Messenger RNA from Octopus sinensis (East Asian common octopus), 873 nucleotides. RefSeq names its product splicing factor 3A subunit 3-like. Gene Ontology annotation, cellular component: nucleus; spliceosomal complex. The transcript has a single exon. The record is from RefSeq and is a predicted model, not a curated record. Gene Ontology annotation, biological process: mRNA splicing, via spliceosome. Gene Ontology annotation, molecular function: RNA binding. The annotation marks the transcript as partial. Lineage: Eukaryota; Metazoa; Mollusca; Cephalopoda; Octopoda; Octopodidae.
ACUGUUGGGGCACUCUCGUUCUCCGGAGCCCGUCUUGACCUGAAUGAGUUUUCCUCUGUGGAAGAAUUGGAGGCACUUGGGGGAGACAGACUAAAGUCGGCAUUAAAAGCAAUUGGAGUCAAAUGUGGGGGGUAUUCGUGUCCUUUCAUUGUAAGGACUGUCAAAGAGAGGGCAGCCCGGUUGAUGAGUAUAAAAGGGAAAGAUGUGAUCCCAACCUCCCUGUUGACGAAAGACCAGAGAAUGGACAGUCGGACCAGGGAGAAUGAGCCUCCCGAGAUUGCGUGGGUGGAGGCUCAGAUCUACGAGUUGUGUGAGCAGUUGGGAGACCAUCGAGUUGCCACGAUCGAGAACAUCCACCGAAAACAAGCCCAGUCCAACGCGGUGGAAGAUCUAUCAGACCAUGAAGAAGUUGUGGAUGAUGACGACGAUUGUGAGCCAGAAGUAGGGCUAUACAACCCGAAGAACGUCCCUCUCGGUUGGGACGGGAAGCCAAUCCCCUACUGGCUAUAUAAGCUCCACGGACUCAAUCUGAGUUAUACGUGUGAGAUUUGCGGAAACUAUGUGUAUAAGGGGCCCAAAGCAUUUCAAAUGCACUUUGCGGUUUGUGGAGUUGUUAUAUUGCAGGAGUGGAGGCAUGCACACGGAAUGCGGUGUCUUGGAAUUCCUAACUCGUCCCAUUUUGCAAACGUGACUAAAAUCAACGAGGCGGUUGAACGUACUAUUCGGUUUUCAAUUGCAGUGUGGGGUAAGAUACAGCUUAAAAAGGACAAGGAUCGGUGGAAGGCUGAGAUUGAGGAGGAGUUUGAGGACUCGAUGGGAAAUGUGGUCACUCGCAAGACAUAUGAGGAUUUGAAGAAGCAGGGACUGUUGUAG